Molecule: messenger RNA, 738 nt
Organism: Arachis duranensis
Lineage: Eukaryota; Viridiplantae; Streptophyta; Magnoliopsida; Fabales; Fabaceae
Product: protein FAR-RED IMPAIRED RESPONSE 1-like
Exons: 3
Coding region: 1-738 (245 amino acids)
Source: RefSeq, a predicted model, not a curated record
AUGGAAUCAGUGUUAGAAGAACAGAAUAUUGAAAUAUUUGGUUCUAUAACAGUAAACAUGUUCUAUGAUUCUUUGGGGGUUGGAGAUGUGCCCAAAGUUGGCAUGUGUUUUGGAACCAUUGAAGAUGCAAAUCAAUUUUAUCAGAAUUAUGCCAUGUGCAUUGGUUUUGUUAUUAAGAUAAGGUUUACCCGAAGAGUUGGUAAAGAUAAGGUUCCUAAGAAUCAAAUGAUCACUUGCAAUAGGGAGGGGAAACGCAAGUCUAGAGUUUCACCAAUAGAAAAGACCAACCCUAGAACCAACUACAAUUGCCUCGCAAGGAUUUCUAUUAGGUUGAAUAAGGAGGGUCUUUGGAUUAUAUCGAAGGUGUGCUUGGAUCAUUCACAUCCUUGUGAUCCAGAGAUGGCAAAAUUGUUGACACGUAAUAGAGAUAUGACUAUGCACAUGUGUCGAGUCAUUGAGAGGAAUGAUGAAGCAGGUGUGAGACUAAGCAAAACAUAUAAAGUAUUGGUGGGUGAAGCAGGGGGUUUUUCUAAGAUAAACUUAAUAGAAAAAGAUGUUAGGAACUAUCUCAGCAGAAAGGUACGCAAUGUUACGGAAGAAAUGGAUGCUAGGGAGAUGUUGAAGUAUUUUACACGGAUGAAGGAUAUGAACUCUGAUUUUUAUUUUGAUGUUGAACUUGAUCAAAACAAGCGUCUCAAAACUAUAUUUUGGGCUGAUGCUCGAAGUAAAGCAGCAUAA